Mugil cephalus (flathead mullet) is the source of this 1825-nucleotide messenger RNA. It is a transcript of the gene cdk9, whose product is annotated as cyclin-dependent kinase 9 (CDC2-related kinase). Gene Ontology annotation, molecular function: cyclin-dependent protein serine/threonine kinase activity; ATP binding. Gene Ontology annotation, biological process: protein phosphorylation. The transcript has 8 exons. Lineage: Eukaryota; Metazoa; Chordata; Actinopteri; Mugiliformes; Mugilidae. The coding region runs from base 214 to 1395 and encodes 393 amino acids. Gene Ontology annotation, cellular component: nucleus. The record is from RefSeq and is a predicted model, not a curated record.
UUCUCAUCCGUUACUAGCAAUACGUACUAUCCUUUGUAAUCAGGUGUAUGUGCGGUUCGUUGGUCUGUACUAUGUUAAUAAAGUUAAUUUAGAUUUUAAAUGUUUGAACCAUAGGCGAUGGAUUAAUCAAAGUAAUGAUAACAUCGCUUGAAUCCGGUGACUGAGUUGAAUUUUAACGCAGCAUAUAGUGUCGCCGACUCGGAACUGGACGGUAUGCAGCGAGACAAAACAAGCAACGCUGGCGGAGCUGAAAAGCCCGACCGGGAGGCCGCAAUAAUGUCGAAAUACUACGAUGGAGUAGAAUUUCCUUUUUGUGACGAGUUCUCCAAAUACGAAAAAAUGGCCAAGAUAGGGCAAGGGACCUUUGGGGAGGUGUUUAAAGCAAAGCACAGGCAGACGGGGAAGAAAGUUGCACUGAAGAAAGUUUUAAUGGAAAAUGAGAAAGAGGGGUUCCCAAUCACAGCUCUGAGGGAAAUCAAAAUACUUCAGCUGCUCAAACACGAGAAUGUGGUCAAUCUGAUUGAAAUCUGCAGGACCAAAGCUACUCAGUACAACCGAUACAAAGGCAGUAUCUACCUGGUGUUCGACUUCUGUGAGCAUGACCUGGCUGGACUGCUGAGUAAUGCCAAUGUAAAGUUCACCUUGGCAGAGAUCAAGAAGGUCAUGCAGAUGCUGCUGAAUGGAUUGUAUUACAUCCACAGAAACAAGAUCCUUCACAGAGACAUGAAGGCAGCCAAUGUACUCAUCACCAGAGACGGUGUCUUGAAGCUUGCAGAUUUUGGUUUGGCUCGAGCCUUCAGUCUGGCUAAAAACAGCCAGGGGAACCGGUACACCAACCGUGUGGUAACCCUCUGGUAUAGACCGCCAGAGUUGCUGCUAGGGGAGAGAGACUACGGCCCCCCUAUUGACCUUUGGGGAGGAGGCUGCAUCAUGGCAGAAAUGUGGACUAGAAGUCCUAUCAUGCAAGGCAACACUGAGCAGCACCAGCUCACGCUCAUCAGCCAGCUCUGUGGCUCCAUUACUGCUGAGGUGUGGCCUGGUGUCGAUAAAAAAUAUGAGCUGUACCAGAAGAUGGAGUUGCCUAAAGGCCAGAAGAGAAAAGUGAAGGAUCGUCUUAAAGCCUAUGUCAAAGACCCAUAUGCACUGGAUCUCAUAGAUAAGCUUCUUGUUCUGGACCCGGCACAACGCAUAGACAGCGACGAUGCGCUGAACCACGACUUCUUCUGGUCUGACCCCAUGCCUUCAGACCUAAAGAACAUGCUCUCCACCCACAACACUUCCAUGUUUGAAUAUCUGGCCCCGCCCCGGAGGAGAGGACACAUGCCACAGCAACAGCCCAAUCAGAACAGAAACCCAGCCACGACUAGUCAGACAGAGUUUGAUCGAGUGUUUUGAUGGAGAUAUUUAUGGACAGGUAGUUACGUGGUGUGCUGGACAAAACUUUGUUUUUGCCAACUGGCCUAAUAUUAAGGAAAGCUUUGCAUUUCAUUGAUAUGAAUUUUUGAUAUUACCUCCAGUUUUUCUCUGAUCACUGCUGUGUGAGUUUGCCAAAGGAUGCAGGUUGCUUGAGUUAACCAAGUAUAUGGCUGAUGUUCAAAGAUAGGUUUAGCCUUUCGUACGCAGUGACGACAACAUUUUAUUUCCGGUAGCAGUUGAUUUGUGGCUUGUUAGUAUUUUUUUUUAUGAUGAAUAUACCUAUCCAUGCACAGGUUGUGCUGUGUUUCAAGGAUUUGAAACCUUUAUUUGGAACACAUACAUUGUCAAUAAGUUCUGUACAAAUGCAAUGACCAUAUGCAAAAUAAAUUGGAUACCUUUUCUAGAUGUA